AUUGUUGAUCAGUAAAGUCAGCAAUGGCGAUUAGAGGUCCUUUGCUAGUUUUGUUCCUGGCAUUAAUUUGCUUGGUAGCAACCACCCAUGGUGCAAAGCCAAGCCCUCUUGUGCCAUUUAGCCGAAGCAGUUUCCCACCUGGUUUUUUGUUCGGAGCUGGAUCUGCUGCUUAUCAGAUUGAAGGAGCAGCACUGAUUGACGGAAGGGGAUUUAGCAUAUGGGAUAAAUUCACGAGGGAACAUCCAGAAAAGAUUUGGGAUCGCAGCAAUGGAGAUGUAGCAAUUGAUUUUUAUCACAAGUUCAAGGAUGACAUAAAAUUGAUGAAACGUGUUGGUUUGGAUACCUUCAGGCUUUCCUUUUCUUGGAGCAGAAUAUUGCCGAAGGGAAAAGUUAGUCGAGGAGUUAACCCACUGGGUGUUAAGUUCUACAACAACGUCAUCAACGAGCUUCUUCACAAUAGUAUAAAACCCCUUGUGACGUUACUCCAUUAUGAUCCCCCACAAAGUCUCUUUGAUGAGUACGGUGGAUUCCUAAGCUCCAAGAUAGUAGAUGAUUUUGCAGAGUAUGCAGACUUUUGCUUCAAAACAUUUGGUGAUCGAGUGAAAUAUUGGAUAACGAUGAACGAACCAAAUGGGCUGGCUAUUAAUGGUUACACUUUCGGUUCCUUUGCACCCGGUCGAUGUUCUAAAACUCUUGGAAACUGCCCUGGGGGCAACUCUGCCGUCGAGCCCUAUGUUGCUGCCCACAACAUGAUUCUUAGCCAUGGAGCUGCCGUUAAAGUAUUCAAGGACAAGUACCAGGCUAUUCAACUGGGACAAAUUGGAAUUACGAUUGUAAGCCAUUGGUUUGUACCAAAAUUUAAUACAACUGCUGACCGCAUUGCUGUUUCCAGAGCUUUAGAUUUCAUGUUUGGAUGGUUUGCACAUCCGAUUACAUUUGGUGAUUACCCCGAUAGCAUGAGAUCUUUGGUUGGAAAUCGACUGCCCAAAUUUACCAAAGAACAGUCUGCAAUGCUAAAAGGAUCCCUCGAUUUUCUUGGCUUAAACUACUAUACAGCAAAUUAUGCAGAAAGCAUUCCUUUGAAAGCUACCGGGGCUAACCGUAGUUAUACUGACGAUAGGCGAGUCAGUCAAACUACUGAGAAAAAUGGAGUUCCCAUCGGCACACCGACUGACUUGAACUGGCUUUACGUCUACCCGAGGGGAAUACAAGAUGUUCUGCUGUACAUCAAAGAUAAUUACAAAAAUCCACCAGUUCUUAUCACUGAAAAUGGAAUUGCUGAAAAUGCGUCGCGACCGAUUGCCUUUGCCCUCAAGGAUAGUUGGAGAAUAAGAUACCACAGUGCCCACCUAUCAUAUCUUUUGAAAGCUAUCCAGAAGGGGGCUAAUGUGAAGGCAUAUUAUAUAUGGUCAUUUUUGGACGACUUCGAAUGGGAUGCUGGCUACACUGUUCGCUUCGGUGUGACUUAUGUUGAUUUCAAGAAUAAUUUGAAACGAUAUCUGAAACGUUCAGCUAGAUGGUUCCAGCUCUUGCUUAGAAAGUAAAACUUUAAUUAAUUGGCUGUCUAGAUCAUGUGUGUGAGUGAGCAACAUGGGGAGAUCAGAAUAAUCAACCGUGAAUUCGUUCCAUUCAAUAAGGUUUUCUGUAUUGUAUUCCGUCAAGAAAUUAAAAAUAAAUUCUUGUUUUUUUGUAUGCAGAAUCAAAU
This is a messenger RNA of Populus euphratica (Euphrates poplar), 1705 nucleotides long. RefSeq names its product vicianin hydrolase-like. NCBI's taxonomy places the organism in Eukaryota, Viridiplantae, Streptophyta, Magnoliopsida, Malpighiales, Salicaceae. The transcript has 13 exons. The record is from RefSeq and is a predicted model, not a curated record. The coding region runs from base 24 to 1544 and encodes 506 amino acids. Gene Ontology annotation, biological process: carbohydrate metabolic process. Gene Ontology annotation, molecular function: beta-glucosidase activity.